UCAACGUUCCAUAAAAAAGUAAGGUUAUUAUUACACUAGCCAGUGACGUACAUAUGUAUCAAACGUUGAGUCUAGUUUUCGCGCUCCAUAUUCUGGGCAGUCACAAUUGUUUUUAAACCCUUAUCGAUCAUCCCCUUUUGAUUAUGACGAGCGAUGGUGGGGACAGCAAAACGUGAACCAAUUUGUAGUGAAUUUAUUUGAUAGAGUUAACUUAUUUUUUGACAUUAAUAUUAUGAUCAUGUUAAUUAUGAUACAAAAGUGAUUACGUUUAUUUCAUUUCUAAUAUUAAUAAACGUUUUUUUUCUCCUAAAACAUUGAAUAUUUUGAACAUUUAUUACAAAUUACUAAGAUCAAGAGGUUAAAAUAGUGAUGAGGAUGGUGAUGAGACCUCCACGAAGAAAACGCGAUUGUCAGCUGGCAUUUAGCGGCUUUGUGUGAUUUAGUCUUCUCAAACCGCUGUUCAAGCUCAUGCUGUUUAUUGGUUAUUUUUGACAAUUAAAGAGCGAGUGUGAAAUGGGGAGCUCUUGGUGGCAAUGUACUGCAUGUCUAAGAGCACAAGAAGAAGAUAUUUGUGAGCUUCAGCUUAAUCAUUGCAAUUUAUAUGAUGUACCACCAGAUGUGUUCAUUUAUGAGAGAACUCUGGAAAAACUUUAUCUUGACGCCAAUAGAAUAAAGGAUUUACCAAGGCCUUUAUUUCAAUGUCAUGAGUUAAGAGUUUUAUCAUUAAAUGACAAUGAAAUUACAACAUUACCACCCGCCAUAGCUUCUCUCAUUAAUCUUGAGUAUUUAGAUCUUAGUAAAAAUAGUAUAAAAGAUCUUCCAGACAACAUAAAAGAAUGUAAAAACCUUCGUUCAAUAGAUUUGAGUGUGAAUCCAUUCGAGCGUUUUCCAGAGGCAAUCACUCAUAUAACAGGAUUGCGAGAAUUAUACAUAAAUGAUGCUUUUAUUGAAUAUUUGCCAGCGAAUUUUGGUCGAUUAUCGGCUCUAAAAACUCUUGAAUUAAGAGAGAAUAAUAUGAUGACGUUACCUAAAAGCAUGAGUCGAUUAGUAAAUUUGCAGAGACUUGAUAUUGGUAAUAAUGAUUUUACUGAAUUACCAGAAGUCGUUGGAGAUUUAACUAAUUUAACUGAAUUGUGGAUUGAUGGCAAUGAUAUACGUCGGAUUCCAGCAAAUAUUGAACAACUGUAUCGCCUUAAUCAUUUUGAUUGUACUAUGAACGCCGUACACACAAUUCCACCAGAAAUUCAAGGCUGGCGAGACAUAUCAAUAAUUAAUUUUUCUUCUAAUGAAAUUCUUGAAUUACCUGAUACACUUUGUUAUCUUCGUACAAUAGUUACUUUAAAAAUUGAUGACAAUCAAUUGAAUUUUCUUCCUGAUGAUAUUGGACAAAUGUCGAAUUUAGAAGAACUUAUUGUGACGAAAAAUUUUUUGGAAUAUUUGCCAUCAUCUAUUGGAUUAUUAAGGAAAUUACAUUGUUUAAAUGCUGACAAUAAUUAUUUAUGUUCUCUUCCACCAGAAAUUGGUAGUUGCAGUGCACUAUCUUUAUUAUCAUUAAGAUCAAAUAAUUUAACUAGUGUUCCUCCAGAACUUGGUCACCUGUCAUCAUUAAGAGUGUUAAAUCUUGUUAAUAAUUGUAUACAGUUUCUCCCAGUCUCAAUGCUUAAUUUAACAAACCUCAAAGCUUUGUGGCUGAGUGACAAUCAAAGUCAACCUCUUGUGCCUCUUCAACAGGAGUUCAAUAGGGACGAAGAUAUGAUGGUUCUCAGUUGUUUCAUGUUACCUCAAAAACAGCGAAAGGAACUUGAACAAAUGGAGCAAGCAGUGGGACCAAUUUCUGGUUCAAUUGUUGGAACUGGAAAGAAAAUAUGUUUUGCAGCAGAAGUAGAAACUGAGGUCCCUAGACAACUUCAUCGAGCACCUACUCCCUAUCCUAAAGAGCUUCGUAAUCUUGCUAGACAUGCCCGAAAUCUCCAUCAUCAAUCUAUUCAUGAUCAAAGGAUUCAUUUGGAACGAGAGAGUAUAAUCAAAGAAGCAGUAGUCGCAAAAGCAACAUCACUGUUGAGCAGUCCUGUUAGUGGAGCACAUCAAAAUCAUAACCAUCAGGCUGUAUAUGGACAUCUUGAAGCAGACGUUCCGAAUCACCAAGUUGAUAAUAGUAGACCAGAUCAUUCAAAUGAAAUAGAUCAUCCAGUGUUAGCUCAAGAGAAAUUUCCAGAAAUUCGAGAAGCCAAGUGUGUGAAAAAUCCAACUACCGAGUGUCUGUCACGUCCACCAACCAUAGCAGAUUAUGUCAGUUCUACUUGGAAGCCUGAAGAAUAUUCAAGAGCAAAUACAGCAAAGAUAGUCGAGUCUGAGAAGCUAGCAGAAGCGUAUAAAUUUCCUAAUAAUAUUAACGGGAUCGAAUCGGGAGAAAGAAUGAAUGAAGUUCCUUUGUCACCACCGCCCUAUCAUAUUGCUGCUGCUUUUUCCAAAAAAGCUGCUCUAUUUCAACAAAUAAAUAAAUCAAAUAAUGAAGAUUCAUCGUUGUAUCAUACGGACAAUCAUUUAUCUAAUUCUCUCCAUGAGAACCAGACAAGGUUAAAUAAUAAUGGCAAUGAUGUUGAUGAGAAUGCUUCAGAUGUUUCAAAAACUACUAUUAAUGAUGACAACAAAAGUUUUGUAUUCAGAGAAGAGAAACCAAGUAAAAUUCCAAUUAUGAAAACAAAAAAUUUCGAAAGAAUUGAUAAUGAUUCGAUUUCAUUGACUGGAAGAAAUUUUUAUUCAACUCAAGAUGAUAUUGGAAAGUAUUCAGAGAAGAAUUCGAAUGAUAUAAAUAUUCCAACAUCUCCAAUAACAGGAAAAAAGUAUAGAAGUCCUUUGUCAACUGCUUAUAAUCUUAUACAUAUUGAUAAUAUGCAAAAAAUGAAUGGAAACGUAAGAGAUCAAGCACAAAAUAUUUCAAAUAUGUCUUCACCUGAUAAUUCAUUAGAAAUUCAAAGUGAUAAAAAUUCAGGACACGUUUCGCCGGUUUCUUUAAACAUUAAUUCUUCUUUGAAUUCCAGUAUGUCAGAUACUCCUAAAUCAAAACUAAAACUUAAGUGGAUGUUUGGACCUCAUAAAAAUGUUAAUGUUAUUUCAAUUCAAAUAAAAAAAAAUCCAGGACUUGGUUUCAGUAUUGCUGGUGGGGUAGGUGGAAAUCAAACGGGAAUUAUUGUAACAAAAGUAAAUCCAGAUGGACCAGCUCAAGGAACUCUUCGUCCUGGUGAUAAAAUUUUAGAAGUUGAUGGAAUUGAUUUUUCGCAAUCAAAUCAUGACAGUGCAGUAGCGGUAUUAAGAGCUACAGGAGACACAGUAUCGAUGAUGAUAAGUCGGCAUCAGUGAGUUGAAUAAAAUAAUAACAAUAAUCUUAAACUGGAUUAUCAAUGCAUUAGUCUUAUCAGAUUUUAGACUCACUUUAGAUCAUCUCUUCUCAAUGCUGUCAUUAUCUUCAAAUAUUUAGACUGAUAUACUUGUAGUAUUUUUCUUCCUGAAAAAUAUUCAUGAUAAUUUAUUAAGUAGGAUUCAAUUAUUUUCAUAUAAAAAAAAACCUUUGAACAAUACUCUGCCAAUUUUUAAGUCUAUGGAAGUAUUUAAUUUUUUGUACGAAAGAAUAAUCUUUGUUUUUCGGUAUUGAUAGAAACUAUUUAAGCUGAUGCACCAAUUUAGUAAAAUUAU
Messenger RNA from Chelonus insularis, 3693 nucleotides. It is a transcript of the gene Lap1, whose product is annotated as leucine rich repeat containing protein 7 lap1. NCBI's taxonomy places the organism in Eukaryota, Metazoa, Arthropoda, Insecta, Hymenoptera, Braconidae. Gene Ontology annotation, biological process: receptor clustering; receptor localization to synapse; cell-cell adhesion. Bases 514 to 3360 code for a protein of 948 amino acids. The record is from RefSeq and is a predicted model, not a curated record. The transcript is spliced from 9 exons. Gene Ontology annotation, molecular function: protein binding. Gene Ontology annotation, cellular component: cell junction; basolateral plasma membrane.